Molecule: messenger RNA, 880 nt
Organism: Cylicostephanus goldi
Lineage: Eukaryota; Metazoa; Nematoda; Chromadorea; Rhabditida; Strongylidae
Source: the annotation of a GenBank genome assembly
UUUUUUUUUCUAAGUUUCACCAUUUUCUAUCAUUAUUGAGGUUCAGGCCGUCGAUGAAUCUGUUGAGUACGCUGCCGUUCCAUACGAGGAUAAAAGUAGCUUGAAGAAGUUUCUAUCAGAGAAUGAGUUCUGUCUGACAGGCCCGGCAUUCGCUUUCUUGUUAGAAAAUAACCGUGACUUCUUGGACAAGCUCAUAACACAUGUGCGAGUGUUUGCUAGAAUGGCUCCGAAACAAAAGGAGCGGGUGAUCAAUGAGUACAAGUCACUCGGCUACAUCACCCUCAUGUGCGGUGACGGAACCAACGAUGUCGGUGCUCUUAAGCACUCUAACGUUGGCGUUGCACUGCUAUCACAUCCUUACGAUGCAACCAAAGCAGACCAGAAAGAAAAGGAAAAGAAGGAGAAAAUUGAAGAGGCUCGCCGACUGAUGCAUAUCAACAAUGCUCCUCCCGGGAUACCAAGCUCUGCUGUUCGACGAGGAGAUGCACCGGUUGGUGCUAGAAUGAGGAAUACUCAUCCUUCGCUGGCUCACACCCAAAAUAAACUAGAGAAACUGAUGAAAGAGCUAGAGGAGGAAGAAAGAGCGACUGUCACUAGACUAGGAGAUGCAUCUAUUGCAGCGCCGUUCACUUCCAAGUACACAAGCAUCGCAUCCAUUUGCCACGUGAUCAAGCAAGGAAGAUGCACAUUGGUGACCACGCUGCAAAUGUUCAAGAUUUUGGCAUUGAAUGCUCUUCCUCUCAAAACAUUGUCCAAGCAGCGCCCAAUGUCGAACAUAUUCAAUGCUUAUACUCUUCUGACUGUUACCGGGCAGUUCAUUGUGCACUUUGGUUGUCUACUCUAUGUGGUGAAAUGCGCUCACGCGGCGUCACCAAGGUAA